Molecule: messenger RNA, 7230 nt
Organism: Oryzias melastigma (Indian medaka)
Lineage: Eukaryota; Metazoa; Chordata; Actinopteri; Beloniformes; Adrianichthyidae
Gene: nol4la
Product: nucleolar protein 4-like a
Exons: 11
Coding region: 867-2924 (685 amino acids)
Source: RefSeq, a predicted model, not a curated record
ACAGCAGCAGUCACCGUCGCCAGCAUGGGCCCAUAACGCACAGGCCAGGAGGAGUCAGACUCACGCACACACACACGCACAAUGAGGAAACUGGUUCUGCGGAGAACUCAAUCUAACCUGGGACAUUUAUUACAAACACUCCGUCACUUUGGGAUUGUUUUUAAAAGCUUCAUUAUUAGGGAAAAAAUAGCAAAAUUUGACAAAUAUAUGUGCUUAAAAAGUGGAUGGAUAAUUAUUUUUGCUUUAAAAUUGGACUCCUCGGCUUUAAAUUCAGCUGUGUUGAAGUUUAUGUCACGAGGAGAUUCAAACAGGUGUGAGGAGCUGAGAGGUCCCAGGUGGCGCAUGUUGGUCGGUCGUGGCCAUUGCCGAUAGGAGCUUUUUUUUCUUGCAGGGUGAAGCAACCCUCAUCCGAAAAUAGUGUUGGCUGUUAGAAAGUAGGUCGAUAGGAAGCGAAAGGGACGCUUGUUUCCCCGCUUUUGUCUGUCUUCUUUGUUGUUUUAAGCGACGGUGUGCGUUUUUUUCAGAGCCCACCCUUGUGCGGAGCGUUUUGCGCACAGGUGGGAGAAAGGCGCUCAGCUUAGGACAGCCCCCCACCUCCUGAUGAUGAUGUGAGGAAGUGACAUUUUUUUUUCACCCCGCUGCGACUCGGGACAGCACGGCUCAUCUGCAAACAGGUGUUCCGCUCUCCGGGCCACUCGGAGGCGUGCGCUCCAGAACCCCCCGAACCGAGCCUCGGACGCGCGACAGCAGGGGAGCAAGAGGAGGAGGAGGAGGAGGAGGAAGAAGAGGAGGAGGAGGAAGUCUGCUCUUUAUUAGCCUGGGCCGUUUGAACGGGUUCAGACGGAGGGAGAGGGAGAGGGGGAGCGAUGGCAACGAAAAAGGCGUGCGUGGUGGAUGCGGGCAGAAGGAGCCGGAGUCCGGUCGUGCUGGAGGCUGAGAUGUUCCGAGAAUUUCAGGACUGGUGCCUCCGAACUUACGGAGACUCCGGCAAAACAAAGACGGUGACCCGGAGAAAAUACAACAAAAUCAUGCAGACACUGUUGCAGAACGACGAGUCGGACGGCGUGUACGUCGACAACAGCCACAUCAACGCCAAAUUCAAAUUCUGGGUGAAGUCCAAAGGGUUCCAGGUCGGGACCAACGUCCUGGGCGAGCACAACAAGAAGGGAGCGCCGGGAAAACCCGUUCUAUACGUCCCGGUGAAGUCAACGUGUUCCGACGGGAACUCAGCCCAGGAGAACUGCUCCCUGAAGCGCGUGGCUGUUGUCGAGGACUUCUUUGACAUCAUCUACGCCAUGCAUGUGGAGAUGGGUGCCGACCCGGGAAGAGCGCCCAAACACGCCGGCCAGAAGAAAACCUACAAAGCAAUCGCAGAGACCUACGCCUUCCUGCCCAGAGAGGCGGUGACUCGGUUCCUAAUGAGCUGUGGAGAGUGUCAGAAGAGGAUGCACAUUAACCCGAGCGCCGCCGAGUUCAAAGAGAACGACAGACCAUCAUCUCUGGUCCCGGACCUCAUUGACUACAACAUGCCUCUCACUGCCACCUACCUGAAGCAGAUGAAGCUGCAGUGCAUGACCACGGCGGACAGGGAUGACAGUUCGGUGAGCAGCGAGGACAUGAACAACGCUGAGCCCGCAUGGGUCGCAGCUGAUCAGCCCGCGGCGCCAGAUCCCAGUCCCCCUAACCGGGAGAGGGUCAGCAACCCGGCAGCCACCAUCAAGGAGGAGAACGAUGACGACUUCUCUGAAAGCGGCAGUGCCAACGGGCUGCCAGCUCUGACCUCUCCCGAGGCCCUGGCUGUGGGUGGGACCCCCCAUGAUGGCGGCGCCCCCUACAUGGAGGUGGCUGAGAAUGGCCUGAGCGCUCCACUGGACUUCAGCACCACCUCAUCCUCGUCUUCAUCCGAAGACCAGCAGCCCAUCAACCUGAGCGACAGAGUGCUGCCGGCGGGGAGCUCGCCCCCAAACCCGUACCCGCCGGAUCUGAACCGGAAGCUGCCCCUCAAAACAGAGUUCGCCAACAAGUCGCCUCCUUACAGCUCGGGGAGCUACGACUCUGUGAAAACUGACCUGAGCGUGAGCGCCGAGGACCUGACCUCCGCUCGGGCGCAGAUGAUGGAUGAUGAUGACGACGACCAUGACGACCACGAAGACAGCGACAAAAUCAAUGACGCCGAGGGCAUGGACCCAGAGAGGCUGAAAGCCUUCAAUAUGUUCGUGCGUCUCUUUGUGGAUGAGAAUCUGGACCGCAUGGUGCCCAUCUCCAAACAGCCCAAGGAGAAGAUCCAGGCCAUCAUCGAGUCCUGCAGCCGCCAGUUCCCAGAGUUCCAGGAGCGCUCCCGCAAGCGCAUCCGCACCUACCUCAAAUCCUGCCGCCGCAUGAAGAAAGGCGGCUUUGAGAUUCGACCCACACCUCCCCACCUCACCUCUGCCAUGGCCGAGAACAUCCUCGCUGCUGCCUGCGAGAGCGAGACCCGAAAUGCUGCCAAAAGGAUGCGGCUGGACGUCUAUCCAGUGACGGAGGAGCCCAUUGCUGUUGACAAACCCGCCUCAAGGGAUCCAGCCCCCGUGGCGCCGUCAGGGUUCGCCAUCGCCAGCGCAGCUUUUGCCCAAGACCAGCUCUACACCAACGGAGGCCUCAACUACAACCUGCGGGGGUACGGCACCGUCAGCAGCAACCAGCAGAGUUCUGGUCCUGCACAAACCAACGGCCCUACGGAUUUAAGUAUGAAGUCAGUCGGACUGAACUCCUCCUCAAGCUCAAACAGCCACGGUCAGGGAGGCGGAGGCGGCGGCGCGUCGGCCCAGCUCAGCCCUCCGGAGGUGACGGCAGUGAGGCAGCUCAUUGCAGGCUACCGGGAGUCGGCGGCCUUCCUGCUCCGCUCGGCGGACGAGCUGGAAAACCUGAUCCUGCAGCAGAACUGAGCCAAACUGUGCCAACAACUCCUCCCCGCCGUGCCGCCCCACUUCCUCCCCGUCGGCCUGUCCGUCUCCGUGUAUCACACACAUUUGGCAGACUCUUGUUGAAGAGUGAUCCUUCAGCGCACAGGGGGGUCUGCAGGUGUGGUACUCGUACUGGUUCCCCGCAGGUUUACCGGUUUGGACCGACAGGCUGAAAAACGUUUCUUUAUGCAUUUAGCUCACUUUGACCUUAGUGCCCUGUUUUUGUGUAGCCAUUACUCACUUCAUUUUUUUUGCCACCAGAACCUCCAUUUGUCUCAGGAAAGCGACUUACGUGAAAAAAGUGCAUUAGUUCACAGUCUGAGGUACUGAAUUAGCUGAACUAAUUUAACCAAACUGUCGUUUGUGCAGACCUGUGGACUAGACGCUUAGUAAAAAAAAAAAAAAAAGAAAAGAGAAAAGAGCAGUGGAUUAGCACCAUUAUUUCUUUCUAUUUUUACACUCCUGUAAAAUAUGCUGUACAGUGGCAUGAUUUGAUUGGGUUGAUCGAAUCAAGUCAUUUCUAAAUUGCUGCUAAAAGACGUGGCAGCCUGCCACUGACCUGUUAACCUCAACGGCUCCUGCCUGACGUGCUUCAUGCACAGAGACAAAUGACAGAAAAUCAAAUUUAGCAUCAAAAGAGAAAAAAAAAUAACAGAACAGCAUUAUUUAUCUUUCUAUUCUUCAACCAGAAGAACAGAUCUGUCGUUGUUGAAAUUGUGCGUGGUUGCCGUGGUUUCCAGACACUUCUUUUGGUUAAUUCUGUCCGGACGAGGCGGUUUGUCAUUUCCUAAAAAAAGGUAGAAGGCCUUUUUUUAUGGGUAUGCAAGAGAAGGCACCUGUCAGGGAGUACAAUGCUGGAGUUUAGAACCAGUCCAACUGGAGGAAGGGGUAAAAAAACACAAAAAUAGGUGCAAUAUUGAUGAUAAUCAGAAAAGGUUCAGAUGAAGGCAUCUGCAGAGGUGAUGCUUCACCACAAUCCUCCACUGCUGAGACAGUCGAGUUGUAAAAAGAAAUAUCCCAUGCAGCAUUGUAGCCGAUUUCAAUGUUGUUCGUUGUGAAUACUAACCUCGUAACUGAGGCACUUUCCUGUAUUGGGAUUUGUGGUGACAAAAAAACAAAAAAAAAAAAAAGGGACCUGAUAGAAGAGUGAGACUCGGUGUUGCACGUCUUUUUCUUUUUUCAUUUUGUCUUUUUUUUUUAUUUAAAGUGUUGAACAUGUUUAAAAAAAGGCACAUGCAGUGGCAUACAGACGGUGAGGACCGUCUGCCUGUCAGCUUCCCUCUGAGCUCAGCGGCGUCCAGCCCCAUCUCCACUUUCCUCUCAAAGUCUGAGCACACUGUUUCCGAAAAACGCAACAGACAAUCUUAGAAAACUCGCAUCACAGUUUACUCCCCCCAGAUUUCUGCUAUGGUGUUUGCAUGUGUGUGUGUGUUUGUGUGUUUGUGUGUGAGGACACACAAAGUGAUCUAGAGCACAGUCUCACAACUUUCACUGGUGAGCACAAAACUGUUUGGCUUUGUUGGUGCGUGUGGUGUUGUGUUUGUGUGGAACUGGAGGAUUCAAUUCACUCGGCUGUAACAUUUCCAAGCGCCUGAUUGCACCUUCAGAAAGACUUUUUUCUUUAACUUUAAUCCAGAUGUGCAUAAAUUACAAAUUCACUUUUUUUUGCCACUUAAUAAUUGAGUUUUUCAUCAGUCCCAUCACAUCUCUCCUGUUAAGAGGUACUUUAUAGUUCAGGAUGAAGGCACAAAAACUUUAAUCACAGAAAUUACAGCAAAAGUAAUUUAAAAAAAGACAAAUUUAUCUUUAAAAAUGACAAAAAAAGGAUGUUUUAACAGGCGUUUAGUUCAUCUGAGGGGUGUUUAUACACCAGAGAAUCAGAGGAAAGUCUGCACAGAUUCACUGAAAGGUGCAUAAACUACUUCUGAGGUGGAUCUAUGACAAAAAAGCUUAUAGAGUAUAGAGGAAACAACCCAUCUGGGUUUGAGAAACCCCAGUUUUAACUCCUAAAAUUACUUUCUUUGUAGUCUUAUAACCCUUUAUCAUACGUCCACAAAUGAUCAUACAUUUCCUUCACUUUUGUCUGUUCUCAACAAAAUUUGAAAGUUUUUAGUAAAUCAAAAUAUGUGAUGAUUUCUGAUUCUGGCAGUGAGGGUUCAUUUGUUUCACAUCCAAUACUUAUGACUUAUUCUGUCAGGGAAUAUAUUGUUUCAAACAAUGAUAUUCCAACUAGAAAUGUAUGCCCUCGUUACCAUAAAAUGCAGAUUUUAGCAUCAAUAUUAUCUGCAUUUUUAUCAGCAUCUGGUGAAGACCAAAAAGGUUCAGAAACAGGGUCAGACUGGGAUCUUUCACUUUCUGUGUUUCUCUAAAGUCCACACCAAAGAAAGUUUCAUCUUUACAGAUUAUUGAGGCUCUAAGCUUUUUAGUUAUUCCUGGUUUUCCGUACAAAGGUAUUCGUUAAGAUGAUGAGCAUCAGCCUCCAUGUUUUCUGCCUUAAAGCAGAUCCAGCAUCCCUAACCGAACCAAACGUUGCCCCUGAAGUACCGUCACGAGCCCUAAAAGCCUCAUCCUGAAUGAAUCCCCCGCUGUGGGCUCCAGCAGGAUGACCGUCCUCCUGUCUUCCUCCCGUCUGGUUGUUUGUUUCUGUAGCCAUAGCAGAACCCUCACCAACAUCCACCCUCACAACUCGCUUGCUGAUUGAUGUUCCGUGUUCGCUGAGCUUACAUCGGAGCCGUGUGCUGGAGUUAACUGUGACGAACGACAACUUCUGGUUGUCCAAAUGUUGUUUUACGUUUUUUUUUUCUUUUUUUCUAAUGACUCCCAAUGAAUUCUUUCUCUUUCUCUCGUUUUUGAGUGGACAGUGUAAUCUAUUGUUGUUGAAAAUGCCCUGGUAGCUUGUGGAUUGCUAAAGUGGUCAGAUAAAUGUACUGUAUAGCUGUACAAAGAGUGAUAAACCUGUUUAUUUUUUAUUUUCCUGUGGGUACAGCACUGUUAAAAAAAAUCAAAGUGGUUUUAGCCCUUUGCCUGUUUUAACUUAUCAUUUUGUGAUGGUCUGUAUUACUUCUAUUGUUAUUUAUAUGAUUUGACUGGUUGCCUCUCCUGCACCGGUGAGAGACUGUGGCUCUGUGCAGGAGCUCGUACUGUAAACCUGUGUGAAGCUUUGUAUUUUCCCCUUUGGUUUUGGACUCAGUGAAAGUGUGAUGUUUACAUGUACAGUUUUUCAGAAUACUUUGUGUUGUUUUGUUUUUUCGGCAUUAUAUUCAAAAAGAUUCCGCCCCUCCCGAUCUGUGUACAUUUACCUAGAUAUUUUUUGUCGUUUCAUCGCAUCAGAUGCAGAUGUGACCUCUUUGACUCCUGCGUCGUCGCAUGGUCGGAGCGCGCCAUGACAGCCGUCCGUGGUCGGCUCAGGCGUUGUGGCGGCUUCGAGCAUUUACAAAAAAAAAAGAAGAAAAAACGUGAAGUAAAAAAGGGGGCGUCACAACUUCUCAAAGUGGACCAGCAAAUACCUAACAAGGUUGAAGACGACGCCAGUCGUCUGAUUCAAAAUCCUUUAGUGGCCUAAAUGGAGAACGACGGCGUGUAGAUGCAUUUAUUAAGCUUUUAAGUGCUAAUUCUCUCCUGGCGGCGAUGUCAGGGGCAGCUCCUUGUCAUUGACUCAACCGGUACCCCGAAAGGUACACUUUGACCUGUUGUACCAUCUCCUCGGUAACACAAAAGCCAUUCCCCUCUCCUGGCCUUUUAAGGGGAACCCAUAAACCUCAGGAAAUAGUGAAUCUCCAAGUUUAGUUUUAUCCACUAAUUUCUUCUGAAAUUAGAAUUAAGUCUCUAACAAAAAAAACCAUUAACAUUUAUAUGAGAUGUCUAUUGUUUUGUACAUUUAUCAUUGUGACUUAAAAGUGGAGCUUUUUCCAGUACCUGUGACUUAAUAUUUUUCCUUUUUUUAUUUCCUUUUUUGUUUUUUUUUUGGAGUGUUUAUAAGUAUGGAUAUGUAUUAUUAUAUGUGAAACAACAAAAAGACAAAAGAAAAGGUUUAACCUGUUUCAUUUGUAUGUUUCAUGCAAAACUGUCCAGGUGAGAUUUUCUCUGCCUCUUACAUAUCACUAUUGAGGGACCUGUGUUUGUUUGGAAAUGGCGCUUUUUCAGUGUUGCAUCAACGCUAUGACAAAAAAGACAAAAAACAGAAAAAAAAAAUUAAAAAGUGGUUUACCAACAGCGGAGUUGAAAAGCUCUCCUCUUCUCCUGAGAUGUCAGUAAUUGAAUAAAAUAGUGCGAUGAGCUAUCAAACUCA